CCGUUUCGUGCUUGUCGCUCUUUUUUGGUCAUUAGACGCCUCGGUCGAUACUUUCGUUUGAAGAUUAGAUUAUCACGGUUGUUUUUGCCUACACAGACAGUCCUUACCUAUCGAAGAGCGAUUACAUUCGUUGAACGACAGCAAGCAUGCGUUCGUAUGUCGCGGUUCUGGCCGCAGCGGCCGGAUUUCUUGGAAAUGCGCUGGCAGCACCAACGGGACCUAGCGUAGUAAGGAGAUGGGUCCCCGUGAUGCCAGGAGGAGUGGAUGACAUUGUCAUCACCAAGGAUAACACACUCAACGCCACGAACACGAGCCCAAUUUCUCACAAGCAAGACAACGUUUUCAGUGUAGCUGGGAACUCCAGGUUGCCGUUGGCGCUGGUGAACAACAUCGGAGGCGCAGUAAACGCAUAUGUCACAGGAUUGGAUCCAUCGGGGAAAAUUGUUUUCCUGCAGUCCAAUGGAGCCUUCUACUAUCCUCCCUGCGAUUCCUCGUUCUCCACACCGAGGGAAGUCACCGCGAACAUCGCCAUUCCCCUCAACAGUGCAAAAGGCAGCACGACCCGAGUCACUCUGCCAAACUACAUCUCCGCCGCCCGAGUCUGGUUCGCCAAGGGAAAUCUACAUUUCUACUCCGUCUGGAAUCCAGCUUUGAAUGCUCCUGGCCAGGUCCAGCCCUCGUUCGCCAAUCCACAAGAUCCCUCGGCAGCGAUUGACUGGGGGUUCGUGGAGUUGACAAAUAAUGCCGGUGGUCUAUAUGCCAACCUCAGCUAUGUAGAUUUCGUGGGCCUUGCGCUGGGGAUGUCGAUGGUCGCUGGUAAUGGAGCGACGACGACUGUCAAAGGUCUUCGCGCGGGCGCUGCGGGUACGAUUUGCGCUGCUCUCCAGACCCAGCAGAACAAGGACCGUCAGCCAUGGGGGAAUCUUUGCCAGGCGGGAUCUGGUGGUGCGCUUCGUGCUAUUGCCCCGAAUAUCAUGGUCAGCUCCAAUCGUGCGGCUUUCGCCGGCUACUGGACCAGCUAUGUGGACCAAGUAUGGAAUUUCUAUACCACCAACACGCUGAGCAUCGAUACCCAAUCCGGUGCCGGCAAAGUCGCAUGCACGGUCAGCGGUGGCUAUCUGAACUGCAAUGGCGAUAAUCGGGGAUACGCCAAACCAAGCGCCGGUGACAUUUUUGGUUGCAACUCAGGCCCUUUUGGAAUUCAGGGCUCUGACAACGCCGUGCACAGAGCUGUGGUACCGCGUCUCUGCGCUGCCUUCAGUCGGGGAACGCUCAUGCAGAAUGGUGGAAACUUGCAGCCAGGACCGCACGCUACCACAUAUUACACGAACGCGCCUGCACCACACAACGUGUACAGCUCCAUUGUGCACCAGAACGAGCCGGAUGGGAGGGGAUACGCAUUUUCUUAUGACGACGUAAAUCCUACUGGGGGGAUCGAUCAGAGCGGGACUCUGUCCGAUGGAAGCCCACAGCUUUUGACUGUGUAUGUCGGCGGUGCGAACUGAGUGUGCAGUCGGAUUUUGCACGGUGUGGAGGAAAGGUUGGAGCCAGGUAUCAGACCGGCCAUACGGGCUGUGUUCAAUAGACCUUGCUUCAGGAACAAAAUCCUGCAAGAUAAUGUAUAAGACCAAGUUGCCAUCCGAAG
This is a messenger RNA of Pseudocercospora fijiensis CIRAD86, 1645 nucleotides long. RefSeq names its product glycoside hydrolase family 64 protein. The record is from RefSeq and is a predicted model, not a curated record. The coding region runs from base 147 to 1505 and encodes 452 amino acids. Lineage: Eukaryota; Fungi; Ascomycota; Dothideomycetes; Mycosphaerellales; Mycosphaerellaceae. The transcript has a single exon.